Molecule: messenger RNA, 846 nt
Organism: Sinocyclocheilus anshuiensis
Lineage: Eukaryota; Metazoa; Chordata; Actinopteri; Cypriniformes; Cyprinidae
Product: C-factor-like
Exons: 4
Coding region: 449-832 (127 amino acids)
Cellular component (GO): cytoplasm
Molecular function (GO): oxidoreductase activity
Source: RefSeq, a predicted model, not a curated record
AAAAUGAAUGGGAUUAUGUCGCUGUGUGUCGCUGGCGGUGUGAACGGGGCUUAACACGGAUGAGCGUAAACGAAAUGUCACCAGUGACAGCAGUGUGGAUGCAGCAGCACAGGCAGUGGAAUCCAUUGUGGGUGCUGAUGGGUUGAACUGCUUAAUUAAUAAUGCAGCGAUUAACAUGACGACUGAACUGGACACAGUCCCUCGAGAUGCCAUGAUGAAAACCCAUGAGAGUAACACAGUGGCUCCUCUCUUUGUGACCAAGAUAAUAUGACUGGAUUAAUUACCAUCCACAGGCAACUAUAAUCUAACGCUCUUAUAAACUUUCUUAUUGGUAUUUUAUUUUCAGAAUUUAUUCAUUGAAAUCAAAAGUUCCUCUUUAUUGAAUACCCAUCAUCUUUUUCAGGCUUUCCUGCCAUUGUUGAGAAGGGCGGCAGCUGAAGGCAGUGACAUGGGAAUCCAGGGAGCCGCAGUGAUCAAUGUGUCGUCCAUCCUGGGAUCUGUGCAGCUCAACUGGGGCGAGGGGGCAAGCUGCAAGAGGAGUGCCUUGAAUAUGGUUACGAGGUGUUUGGUUACCGAUCUGGAAACUGAGAAGAUCUUGUGCGUCGCCCUUCACCCUGGUUGGGUGUGCACUGAUAUGGGCGGACCAACGGCUCCUUUGAGCCCAGAGGAGAGCAUAUCAUCAGUGUUGUCUGUCAUUUCUGGAUUAACGGAGAAACAUCAUGGUUGGAUAUGUGGACUACACUGGAAAAAGCUUACCCUGGUGAUCUCCAUAUUGUCCGAGUGCCAGAUGACCGCUGAGAAGCUAAGACCGGAAGAACAGCCUGCAGUAUAAAUUAUUCAUGUUUC